Neoarius graeffei (lesser salmon catfish) is the source of this 3825-nucleotide messenger RNA. RefSeq names its product ribosomal protein S6 kinase beta-2-like. The record is from RefSeq and is a predicted model, not a curated record. Gene Ontology annotation, molecular function: protein serine/threonine kinase activity; ATP binding. Gene Ontology annotation, biological process: protein phosphorylation; signal transduction. The transcript is spliced from 16 exons. NCBI's taxonomy places the organism in Eukaryota, Metazoa, Chordata, Actinopteri, Siluriformes, Ariidae. The coding region runs from base 185 to 1576 and encodes 463 amino acids.
GUUCUGAUUACGUAGUUCCUCUGCAUCAACAGGACAGCAGUACAGCUGCGGCAUGAUUUCACUUAAGUGUUUUUGUUAAGCCACAUGUUUACGUUCAUAAUUAUAUCAUUAUAAAUAUAAGAACAUUUAUAACUACACGGUAAGGUACCGAGGAGCAGAAUUGUGUUUCGGACCCGGAUGAAGGAUGGCAGGGGUGUUCGAUAUCGACCUGGAGUCAGAGGAUGUGAGCGAUGCAGAGGAUGAAGAGUGUAACUUCACAGUGGCAGAAACAGAGCUUGGUGAGACGGAGGAGGUGGAGCUCACCAGCGCCAGCGUGAACAGAGACAGCGAGCGAGUCGGACCGGACUGCUUUGAACUGCUCACUGUGCUCGGGAAAGGAGCUUAUGGCAAGGUUUUCCAGGUCCGGAAAGUCCAGGGAAGUCAGACAGGAAAAAUAUUUGCCAUGAAAGUUCUGAAAAAAGCAAAAAUAGUGUGCAGUGCAAAGGACACAGCACACACAAGGGCGGAGCGAGAGAUCCUGGAGACGGUGCGUCACCCCUUCAUCGUGGACCUGUGGUAUGCCUUCCAGACCGGCGGCAAACUCUACCUCAUCCUGGAGUGUCUGAGCGGUGGUGAGCUGUUUAUGCAGCUGGAGAAGGAGGGGAUCUUCAUGGAGGACACUGCCUGUUUUUAUCUGGCUGAGAUCACGUUAGCGCUGGGGCACCUGCACUCCAAUGGGAUCAUCUACCGAGACCUGAAACCUGAGAACAUCAUGCUGAAUCAUGAAGGCCACAUUAAACUCACUGACUUUGGCCUGUGUAAGGAAUCCAUCCAUGACGGCAGCGUCACACACACCUUCUGUGGGACCAUUGAGUACAUGGCUCCAGAAAUUUUGAAUCGCUCAGGACACAACAGAGCCGUGGACUGGUGGAGUCUUGGAGCACUGAUGUACGACAUGAUGACUGGCUCGCCUCCAUUCUCGGCUGAAAACAGGAAGAAGACCAUUGACAAAAUCCUGAAGUGUAAACUGAACCUUCCUCCAUACCUCACGCCGGACGCCAGAGAACUGAUCAAAAAGUUGUUGAAGAAGAACCCGGCUCAGAGACUGGGCUCCAGUAAAGCCGACUGCGCAGACAUCCAGAAGCAGCCUUUCUUCCGCAACAUUAGCUGGGAUGAUCUGCUGAAUAAGCAAGUGGAGCCACCCUACAGGCCAUCACUGCACUCAGAUGAAGACGUCAGUCAGUUUGACAGUCGCUUUACUAAACAGACUCCAGUGGAUAGUCCUGAUGACACGACACUGAGUGACAGCGUUGAUCAUGCAUUUGCUGGCUUCACCUACGUGGCCCCCUCAGUGUUGGAGAGCCUGAAGGAGGGGUUCUCAGUAGAACCGCGGUUACGCCCUGUCCGCAGACACAACAGCAGCCCACGCACCCCGAUCAGUCCUCUGUCCGAACCCUUUAAGAUCAGUAUUGAUGGAGCGGAAGAGCCUGCUGCUCUGGCUCCGGCCCCACCCCUCCCUGUUGAAAAUGGUGUCUCCAAGCCAAUCAGAACACCGGGACGCAACAAGAAACCAAAAGGACGCCGAGGUGGGAAAUGAAGCUGUCAGUCAGGCGGAUUCCCACAGGAUGCAAAUGUGUCCGUUACCACUUGGGGUCUCUCUCUCUCUCUCUGCCCACACCAAAGCAUCAUGACACGACAAGAGAAAAAAGCAUCUGAAGCAUGUUGGUAUUGUUAGAAUGUGUUGAUAUUGACUGAAUUAAUUGCAUUUAUUACUGGAAAGCUUUUGGAUCAUGUGACCGCAUGUGGAAGAACUUUUUCCCAGGAAAUGGCAAAAAAAAAAGUCGACAAGCAUUGUCCCAGGUUUAAUUUUUUUUUUAUUUACAGGAGUAUAAAAGAGACUUAAUAUAUUAGUACAUUUUGAUUUGAGAUGUAUUAAAUGCAGUUAUACUUUUUUUUUGUUCCUUUUGCUCAAAUUUGGGGAUAUUCCUUUUCAAAAAAUAAAUCUGACACACAAUCUGCGUUUCUGAAGUAUAAUUCUGAAAGGUGCUCACGUAUCGCUAAAAAUAUUCAUUAAUUUAGGGGAAAAUUAUACUCUUAUCUAAUCAUACAAAAUAAUUUGAAUAAAUUUACACAUUUAAAAUACAUUGUAUGAAACUAAUCUGGUGCUACCACCACCCAUGUUUCACAGCACUGUAAGAUCAUCUUUCUCUUUCUCCAUCUUCUCAUCCAUGAGCUCAAUUGUUGUCAUGUCCUCUUCUCUUUCAUUGCUCUGCCCAUCCUCCUGUUCAUCCUUUUUCGGCUUCUCCAUCAUUACUGUGCCAUCCAUGCUCGAGUAAUCUGCUGACGAAUCAUCCUCCUCGUCCUCAUCUUCAGCAUCUUCUUUCUCUUUCUGUUGUUCUGCCUCUGAUAUUCCUGCUUCCAUCUCCUCCUCCUCCUCCUCCUCUUUGGAAGAUUGUCUCAGACACUCCAUAGUCGCUGCCCAGGCGUUCCUUACACUUUCUGCUAUAUGUCUCUGAAUUUCAGGGAAGGACGGACGCCCCUGACGAAUGUACCAUUUAUAAGUACAGAUAAACAGCACAAUUAUUAAGAUGACGAAGAAGAGGAUUACACACACCACAGUUCCAGCAUCUGAGCUGGGUGUCGUGGUAGUCGGUGUAGAGUCAGAGCGCGCUCUAGUCGUCGGUAGGGGAGUGCUUUCUGAGGACAUGAUGUUGGUUCUGGGUAUGUCAUGAGUCUUCGUUGUGAAGGUGGUGGUGAUGAUGGGGAGCGUGGUCUUAGGAGAUGCACUUUCGGUUGCAUUUGUGCUAUGCUCUGUUGUUCUCAUGGUGAUGGUUGUGUUGUUCUGGGAAUCUGAUUCUCCAUGGAAAACAGGAGCCAUACAGAGGAGCAAAUAGAGCGCUCUCAGAAAUACAGGUAACUGUGAUCUCAUGAUGCCUGAGGAGAAAAAUCAGCAAAUGUGGGUCAAAUAGUUAAAUGCUUUUUAUAUCUGGAGUUAAAAUCCAAACCUAAAAUCAUAAUUUUUCAUUCCUUAUUUAAUUUGUAGUCUGAUUUUUAACUACUGAACUGCAGUAUUUAGCUCAGUCUCUGGGUCAAUUUAUUUGUGUCCACUUGAAAUUGGUUUGGAGCAGAGCUACAUUGUGUGAUUGUCAUGAAAUAGCCUGUAGCUUAAAGGUGCAUGAAACAAGAUUCAUCAAAAAUCUUUAAGAUUAGGAUAGGAUUUGAAAUUAUUAUUAUUAUUAUUAUUAUUAUUAUUAUUAUUUUCUUCAAUUAUUUUCAAAGAACAGUGAGAGUUAUCUGGCUGUGCUGGGCAUUUACCGAUUUCACAGUGAGAUGGGGGGUGGAGUGACAUAACGUUUGGGUUACACUUUGCUGAGGCUGUGGUUUAAACCAUUUAGUUUUUCGCCACAUCUGUAUAUGUUUGAGGUUAUUUGUACAAGUAAGAAAUAAUUAAAAUUUAUAAUUGCACCUUUAAACUAAUCUGCAAAUUAUUUACGGAUGGUGUCAAAUCUGGAAAGUUGUCAAGCUAGCUAAUGCAAAUAAAAUUGUUUUCUUGGUAACAUCCAUAUAGACAGGUUUCAUCUGCUAUUAAAUAAAUCAGUGAUGUAAUUUGAGACACUGAUACUGAAAUAUGAGUUAGCUAACAGUAGCGAUAUUAGACUGUUAUGGGUAUCAGGGAGGACACAAGGAGGAUGACCGAUCUCUUGUCUCGUAUGUUCGACAUAGGUGAUAGCUAAAAGUAUAAAAUGACAUUGAUGAGAAAUUGAAUACAUUUAUUUUCUUUGCAGUGAUUCUUCUAACUUUUUAAAUCAAACUGUAAAUUGAAAAUAAAUAAAACUUUAAGCUGGA